GAAGUGCCUCAGAUCGUUCGUGUCACUGGACGUUAGCGCACAUGAACUUAUCUGCCUCAACCGCCAUCGUAUUAGUGAUCCAAGUGCUCUGUGGUAUACAUUGGAGCAUGCGACCCGAACAAACCUAAGAUAGAAUUUUGGAACGUAACCUUGAGAGGCUUACUAAUUCGACCGUUAAAAAGCCAACCAAACCUGUCAAAUUUAUAACGAACUUCGGAGUGUAAGUAAGCAAGAAUCUUUUAUUAUAAACGAUAAAGUUGUAAAAUGUCAAAGACGCAUAGUCCAACACAUUUUAAUGGAGAAACGGAUAGUUUUUACGACCCCAAUUUUUCUGUGGACAUCAAUAGACGGAUGCGAGUCCCCAAAAGCAUUCGUGUGAAUGGAGAUUAUACAGAUGAAGAUCUUAUUACAAACAGAUCACCAUGGAACCAAGUACCUUCUAUGGAGAAACUUGAAAUGCAUGUACCAGAGAAGAUUCUUGUUGUAGGACAAGAACAGCAUGUUGGCACAAAAGCACCACCACCAGAAAUUGUUUUGGAAAAUGCUGUAAUGCUUACAGAGCCAGCUACAGUUAGAGUACAGACUCCUCCGAGAAUUCUAACUCUCGACAAUCACUACUUUCCGACAGCAGACGAGAGAGAACCUGUACAUAUCAAUGAAGUUGUGAAAACAGUGGAUGUAGUACCUAGAACAUACAAUGCAGAAACACAAAUAUCAAGAAGGGAGCAGACAUCUGUGUAUAAUACUCUCGAUGUAUCUCUGCCGCCGAGUGAAGAAAUUCAGCACUUACGUCGGCAAGUAGGUAAAUUAAAUCGCAGAGUGAUGGCUCUCGAAUUAGACUCCAUGCAUCGGCAGCAGAGAGACAAGAUUUUGUAUGUGGCGACUAUAGCGUAUUUCCUGUUGAAAGCUUUUUCCUGGAUAACUAAAGAAAGAAACUAAAUUUUAAGGAAAAACUACUUUUAAGGGGAAAGAAAAUAUUGGAAGAUAUUUGUUUUCAAACUCUAAAGUGUAUAAAUAUUAGUCAGCAGUUUGGCUCAUUUGUUGUAAGAAAGUAUAGCCAAAGACUUUUUACCACAGUCUUUUAAGAUCAGUCAGUUAAGAUAUAUGACUCAUAAAUGACAACAGAAUAGAUAUAUGUGAAUGUUUAUAUAUUAUGCAAUUAGAAUGUUUAAUAUUAUGCCAUAUAAAUGCGAUGAGUGAUUUAUUUUCUUCAUAUUAUAAACAAGUUUCUUCUCUUUGAAAGACAUGUAUGUAUUCUAUUAUAUUUGACGAUAUGUAUAUUAUUAUCGAUUGUUGAUGUAUAUACAGCAUGCAACAGAGGAGUAGCAAGUUUGUUUCUUUAUAUACUACCAAGUUGUUGCACAUUUUACAAACACAUAUUCAACAAGAUGUGUACUUGUGUAACAAAGUUUUUUUUUAAAUAUUACUAUGGAUUCAGGGGCUGGUUAUUACCAUAACUCUGAAUGACUUGAUCUGUCAAGUAUUUUUGUUACGAUUAAUCGUACAUUGGUCGAUACAUUUGUAAGUUGAAUUAUGGUUGACGCUUAAUUGGCUGAUUAAUUUGAGCAGAAAUGAUGGAACUAGAAAUUUCAGUUCUCUUUAUAAAAUACUUAAUGUUACAUUGCUUUAUAAAGCAGUUAUCUGUUUGUAGAUAAUUAUGUUUCUGUGGUAAUAGCAGUUUGUUAUAUAUCUAAUCCAACGAAUAUGUAUAACAAAAGUCAAUAAAAUUAUUAUUAACAAACUUUA
Molecule: messenger RNA, 1746 nt
Organism: Pseudomyrmex gracilis
Lineage: Eukaryota; Metazoa; Arthropoda; Insecta; Hymenoptera; Formicidae
Gene: Tango11
Product: transport and Golgi organization protein 11
Exons: 5
Coding region: 265-939 (224 amino acids)
Source: RefSeq, a predicted model, not a curated record